CAACUCAUAUUCCAUUUUACAACAGAAAAUUUUUCCAAACGUUAUUUUCUAUCUGGAAUGUGACUCCAAUCAUUAAAUACGAUGACUUUGGAACAAUCGUCAAUGGAACAGUGGUUGGAUUUCUUCAAGAUUUUACGACUGGUGUUUACGAUCUGUCUUACACAGUAUUCCGAAUUGACAAGGCUUAUAAUUGGAGUGUAGCCUAUCCAUUUCGCCAGCUUUCAUUGAUGAUUCAAACCCAAAAGCAAGAUUUCUUGACCACUGAGGAGAAGAUUUUAUUAUUCUACAGCUCCUGAAUCCUGGUGCUAGCUAUAGUUGUCUUCAUCAUUUCUACUGGGUUUGUCAUGAUUAAUAAAAGCCAAGAAUUCAUCUCUGCUAUGUUGGAGAUGUUCAGGCUGUUAGUGGACACCAGCAUGCAACAACCUUUGAUCAAUCAUUCUGUUAGAAUUUACUUCUUUGGAGUCUACUGGUUGAUAACUGUUCUGAAUGCAUCAUUCACUGGAAACUUGGCUACUUUUUUGACUAAACCAAGUCGGCCUACUGUGGAAACUAUCCAGGACUUGAAGAUCAAGAAGUAUGAUACUUAUAUUGAAGCAACGUUGCAUGAUAUGAUUGGACGUAAAUUUCAGGUUCUAGGUAAUCAUCUCCAUGAAAUAAAUUUCCGAGACUGUCACAAGUAUGUCGUAAAGAAUCAUCAAGCUGCAUGCAUUGCUUUGACAUCUAGAGGAUAUAAACCAGCUUAUCGGUAUCAAUUUCAUUUGUCAAAACCACAACUACCAAUGUACACAUCUUUCAUUGGAUCCUUAGACUCGCCUUUUAUUGAAAAAAUCAGCAGGACAUCAUCAUUGUUCAUCGAAUCUGGACUCCAAGCACACUGGGAUCAUCAUGCUUCUUAUCGCUUCAUAAAAAAUUUAACUGCUACUGAAAAUCUAGAAACUUCACCCAGGUACAGGCCAAUUAAAAUGGAAGAUAUUCUGUUUGCUUUCAAGCUAUUGUUUGUAGGUCUUGGACUAUCCUUAGGUGUAUUCAUGGUGGAGUGUUGUGUUAAUUAUCAAGGAAGAAAACGAGUUAGAAAAAAAGUCAGAAGAAUAUUGAAGAUGAAGUUUGUCAAGAAUUGGUAAUUAAUUUAACUCUUCUUGACAAUAGAGAUUGCUAUUGGCAAUCUAAAUUGCUUCUUUACAUCUUGGAAUUAUUUAAUACUUUGUAAGAUCAGUGAAAUAUAGUUCAACAUUUAAAAGCUCAACAAAGUAGUGAUGGAAAAGAGGAAAGUAAAGUGGAACAUUUAGAUGUAGACUCUAUUGUAAUUCAUAAAUAUUUUUUACCUUUCUCCUAUUACUUUUUAAAAUAAAUAAAUGUAAUGUAAUGAUCUGUGUAGUAAUUUUAACAGUAAUUAUCAGCUGAAAAAUUUUUAAUUAUAACUCAGAAGAAGAAGAAGAAGUUGAAAUGCCUAAAAGAUUUAUCAAUUGAGAACUACUUAAUUACUUUGUAAUUAAAUCGAUAGAAUGCCAUAGUUAUCUAAUUACUUUCUGAUACAAUUAAUAGCAA
Messenger RNA from Chelonus insularis, 1545 nucleotides. RefSeq lists its product as uncharacterized. NCBI's taxonomy places the organism in Eukaryota, Metazoa, Arthropoda, Insecta, Hymenoptera, Braconidae. Bases 345 to 1121 code for a protein of 258 amino acids. The transcript is spliced from 2 exons. The record is from RefSeq and is a predicted model, not a curated record.